UAUAGGAUCAAUAUCUGAGGUUGUAGAGUUACAUUUGAUGACGGUUUUGGAAAGUUCACUUAGUGUGAUACAUGUAAAACUGCUCAUGGUUACGUUGCAAGAUCUACUGAUGUCAAUUUCACCUCCACUAGUAGUGAUACUAGCUCUGAUCGAAGUUAUUUUGUUCUUGAAGAACAGAGCAAGCUCUUCACAUUUAGCUGCUGAGGAUAGAGGGGGGGCAGGGACAGUGUUUAGCAGCUGGUCAAUGGUGGAGAAAAGAACUCUGGAAUUUCUAGCAUUUUCUGUAAUAAUGUUGGAAAAACAAUCUUUCCUUGCUAGACGGAUGGUUUUGUUAUAGGUAGUUAGUGCAUCUUUGUAGAUAUCGUGGUGGAUAGUGGUCUUUGUUUUUCUCCAUUUUCUCUCUGCUGCGCGACCCUUUAAAACAUUUCUAACAUUUGUAUUUCUCAGCCAUGGGGAGGUAGUAAAAAAAAGCAGAAUAAAGCAGAAUUUGCAGAAUUACACUACCAUUACACAUUGAAUAGAUCAAAAUAUCCAAUUGCAUUCACCUAAGUAAAUUAGUGUUUCUGGCACAACACACAACAACAAUCAUAGCAGGUGGGCUAUAGUGAAUUAUUUGUAAUCUUAACCAGUGACACUCCAUUGUAUAUUGCACAGUAAACCACCACACUGUGCAGAAAGUUUGUAGGAAGGCCAGGAAGAGAUGUCAACCAUCAGAAAGCCUGUAUUAGGUCACUCUCUCAUACAACUUUUCUGUGUCAUCCUAAGUCUACAGUAUAAUGCAGCCCGGUAGGGGGCAGUAAUGAAUUACUGAAUUAUUCGUCAACCACCACGAAAGUGCACAAAGAGCAGUCUAGCCAAUCAUCUGACACCAUUUUUCAAAACAAAAAAGAUGGCGGUAGUCCCAGAUGUUAGUGUUCGAAUUUGUAGUCAAGAAAUCAUCAAAAAGGACUUACAACUCAAGGCACUUAUACAGGAUAUAAGAGAUUGCCCAGGACCCCAACAUAUACUGGAUGAAUUGAAUUUCAAAGUCAAAGACAAGGUCCGUCAUCUUAGACGCAGGAUACAGGAUUUAGAGCAACUGGCGAAGGAACAAGACAGUGAGACAAUUAAAACUGUCAUCCUGUGUGAGGCAGAUGGACAUAGAAAACAUAUGCUGAGUAAUCAGGCUAUGUGGCGGAAGGCGAAUCUAGCCUGCAAGCUCCUCAUAGACAGCAUGGAGAGGGAUGAGCUACUGAGUGGGGAAAUCUCUGCAGUCAGACCUAGGAACGCCACCAAAGAGAGCCUCGUUCAGACAUACAGUGACAUCACUGAGUCACUCAUGAGCAUCAACCGCCUGAUGUCCCAACAGGUCCAGCAGAGUGAGGGGACUGUUGGAAGCCUGGUGAUGUCCUCAAGGCCCAUUCUGGAAACAAGUGAGGAAUUCAAGGCACUGAAUGGGGCGAUCCAUUUAGGAAGGAAACUGAUCUUUAAAUACAAUCGACGAGAGGUUACAGACAAACUCCUCAUCUUUCUGGCUCUGGGUUUAUUUCUGGCCACUGUAGUCUACAUUGUGAAGAAGAGAAUCUUUCCUUUCCUUUGACAGGCAUAAAGGCAAGGUCUUGAUGAAAAUUAAUAGGUUUCCUCGUGUACUUUCUGUAAAAAAAAAGGUUGUUUUAGGACAAGACAAGGACAUUUAACAAUACAGAGUGAAUAUAGUUAGAGUACUUGUACUCCUUCUCCACUGGUUGUGUGGUAGUGGAUUCACAGUCAUUUUAAUAGGUUAGUCGAAAGGGUAGAAAAGAAUGAAUGCUAAGAUGUGAUAAGACUAGAUUACCACAAUUACAGACUUGAAGAGGAGAAUUUUAACUAUUGCCGUUUGGAAUUAACUAUAAUCUGUUUACACUGGGUGUUGUUUUGAAAGAGGUGAACACAGAUAAUUUGCUGUGUGACCAGAUGAGACUUUGUUUUGCCUCCUGAAUAUGCUGCACACCAAAUACUUGAAACUAGAAUUACGGUCAAUAUGCAAAACUAAUGCAAUUCUUAAGCACCAGUGUUUCAUACACCUAUUCAUAUGUCGAAUUUCAUGAGAUGAUCUUCAACCUCAAGUGGUGCAAACUUGAACGUGUCUUUACCUGACCCAAGCCUAUGAUAUCUUAUAUGCAUUAUUAUAUAAUGCUCUAGCCUAAGUAAAUGUUGUAGUGGUACAUGCCACAGUAAAACCUUGAAUGCACUCAUUUGUAUGCAUGGUAAUGCAUAGACAUAAUGGGUAAUCAGCCAGUAUUGUUUUUCGGAUGUAAUAUAGGUCAAGCCAACCAAGCUUGUUCACAGUUUCCUGAUAUAGCACUCAAGCAUCAGCCUCAUCAUGAAGAAGUUGUGUAGAAAUGACCACACGCUGCCCUACAAAAGGUGUUUACAUUAAGAAGUUGAACUUAUCUCUGUGUUUGUUUAUUGUGUUUUGUGCAACCGUGCCAUUGCAAUUUAAAAAUGAUCUCCCAGUAUAAAUUGUUUUAUGUUUAAGGGGUUUUAUUUCUUGACUUUCCCAUCUCUGUUGUCUGUCUGAAGGUAGUGCUGUCCUGUUGUAAAAUGUUUCUAACACUGCCACUGGGGGUCAGGCUGCCAUUGCACGUUCUGGUGUUCGGCUUGUCUGGAUGUGAUUUGGCCUACGUGAGUUUAUCCUGUGCUCUCUUACCUGUCACAACAUUUUAAGUCAUUACCUCUGGUUUACUUAGCCUGGUGUAUUCAAUAUUCAAUAAAAUAUGAAGACAACUGUAA
This is a messenger RNA of Clupea harengus (Atlantic herring), 2751 nucleotides long. It is a transcript of the gene bnip1b, whose product is annotated as BCL2 interacting protein 1b. Lineage: Eukaryota; Metazoa; Chordata; Actinopteri; Clupeiformes; Clupeidae. Gene Ontology annotation, cellular component: SNARE complex; endoplasmic reticulum. Gene Ontology annotation, biological process: retrograde vesicle-mediated transport, Golgi to endoplasmic reticulum. The record is from RefSeq and is a predicted model, not a curated record. Gene Ontology annotation, molecular function: SNAP receptor activity.